GUAUUGAAAUCUCAACACUUGACCCAUUUAAAUUAAGUGUGUUGCAUCACUUUAUCAAGACCUGCAGUUUUUUGAAGUGGAGUUUGUUCAAGUGGGACCAGCAGCUAGAGAAAAUCUGGAACUUGUCAGUUUCGCAAUCCAAUGAAUCAGUCGUGAAGAAUAUCGACUGGCUCAAGAGAACUUUAUCGUGGAUUGUCACGGCACGGCUUAUCAUCGAUCGUGUCUUAUUGCUUGCGUAUCUGGCCAAUAUUUUAACGCUAUUAAUACGAAGGUGGCAGGACUUGCUCAUACUUUGGAUGGCCCUCAGUUUCUUCAAAGAUAUUGUUUUAGAAAUCGUUGUUAUUAUCACUACUUUCUUACUGUGGCACGAGGAUAAUGUUUCAACGCCGCUUCUAAUCGAGUUUAUUGCAGAGAAAACAAUACGGCUUGGUGUCUUGAUCUACCAAUGGUGUACGGCUGUAAAGUGGUACAUGCAGCUACGAAGAGCGGCAAAAUUCCGUAAAUUCACAAUAAUUGCACGGAGGAGUAUUGCAAGCAUCAUUCGUGUUCCCGGCAGAAUCAGUCAUUCUUUGGAAGACGUGUGUCUAGAUGCUUCAAUAGUCAGGCGGAGCAUAUAUAUCGAUGUACGAACUUCAAAAUCUCUGACGACUCUGAUCAUCAAUGACAGCCGUGACACGAGCGACACGAAUGAUUACGAUUCGAUCGAAAAUGAUUUGAGCGUGGCUGAGAAAUCUAUGAGGAUACUUAGCAUAACCGCAGAAGAUGUGAUGGAUGCACGUGCCAGAAUACAAGAACGAUCCUAUUGGAGUGAACAAGAUGCAACAGCAAAAACAUCCGAAGCGAUGGAGGAAGUAUUGGCUGAGCAUUCUUUGGAAAAGGACGAAAAAGAGAUGGAUGCUUCCGCGAUAAAUGAAUCAACUGCGACAAAUUAUGUAAAAGAUAUUAUGGAUUACACCUUGAGAAAGGAGGAUAUUCUACAAUUUCCUUUAAUAGCGAAAGAGUUAAAGAAAGAAGAUAGCAAGACCGUUUCGGACGCUAGAAAGAAAGAAGCUUUAACUAAAAAACAGAAAGAGGAAAUUUCAUCGAUAAAAAUUAAAAAAAUUGUGGUAGAUGAGGGAGGAAGCUACGCGGAGUCAGCGUAUCCCUCUGAUUCUCACACAGCAACGAAAAUCAAGGACGAAGAGUCGAAAAAAUUGGCGAAGAUGCAAUGUUCUUCGAGCAAAGAUGCGAGAGAAAUAACAACUAAAUCAAGUGCUUCUCUGGUAAAGUUAAAAGCAAGGCCAGAAUUAGAAGAGAAGCAUUGCUGUAUCUCCAAAAGCACCGAAGAGGAACGAAUCGAUCAAGUCGAUCAGAGAAGGUACAUUUGUCAAAACAAAACAAAAUUAAUGUCAGUUGAUUCAAGCGAAAGUAAUAAAGAAUGCUUUAAGAGUCCGGAAUCGUCAUCAUGUCAUCAUGAAAAAAAUGUACGAUCAAUCGAUAUCGAUAAUAAAAUUAUUGAGCAUGAUGUUGGUAAAAGACAAUUUGUAUCUUUUAUGCCUGACAUCAUGCCUAACGUCGACACACAGAAAGACAAGUUUCAUGAAUACAGUUUUGCUUUCAGGUAUUCUAAGUACCGUUUGAUGAAACAAAUUCAAAAAUUCGAAGCAUCUUCGGAGAGGAGCAAGGAACUGGUUACUUGGGGAAGUAUGUCCUUAGCGCAAACUGCGCAUCCUUCGGGAUACGAAAGAAACGCCAUCGCGAUUGGUAAGUCGCCCGCUGGCCAGAAGCACGUUCAAACUGAAACUUUUGAUGAUUCAUGUGACUCUCUGAGGAUGCUACAUAGAUUACGACAUAUUACACAAACGCAGGGUGGGCGAUCAUCCAAUUUGCGUUCUGUUUAUAACGUAACAUCAUUCAAAACAAACGCAGAACACGAGAAAAUGAUACACUUGCGAACUCUGAAAGCUUUCAACAAUCGAGCUUUGCUUGAAAGGGGAGGAGAUGCGAAAGCAUGCAAAAAGCACGAUUUUUCGCAGAAUCACAUAUCGAUUGAAGAUCGCAAAGCGGCAGAACUGAGAGCUUUAAAAGCUUAUAAUAAGCUUACUUUAAUGAAGGAUAAGAAAAAACUAGAGAUGAGAAGGAAGCGCGACUCAUCGUUGAUCAACCAGCGAUCAACGAAGGAACCUGAAGCCUUACUGAUGAAAUCUUUAAGACCCUAUAAUGAUCUUGCUCUAUUGGAAGAUCGAAAAGAGAUGGAAACAAAAAGAGGAGACAAUUUGUUGUUGAAUUGCAAAGGAUCGAGCGAAGAAGCGAGUGCUUUGGGAACUCACAACGAGCUUACAUUAUCGGAAGACAGAAGAGAGCCGAAGAUUAGAAGAAAAUACAACUUAUCAAAACACGAAACAUCAGCAAAGUACGAGGAAAGUAUUGAAACUCCAACAAGUACCUCUGAUCACUUUUCGGAAGCUAAUUACGAAGAAACUACUUCUUCAGUGGAAAGAUCACGGCAGAUCACAAGCAGCAACUUCGAUAUGAACAACCGUGGCGCGAGGCACGCGCAUAUGUCGCUGAACCUCAGGGAGAUCACGAGGAACAUCGAGUGGACCCUUCAUCCGACAUCUCAAGGAAUCAUUCUGACUAACAAGAACCUGCACAGUGACUUCUUGGAGAACGGCAGAUUCCGCGAUAUCCAACAACGCGAUAUCGUCGACGAUGAUACCGCCAACGCGUUGCAUGGCGCUUUCUUCUAUAAAUCUGAGAUUACGAGGAUCUUCCGCGCAGUGCAACUGAGGAUCAGCGAGCCCUCCUUUCCGAGCUUGUCGAUGUCCCGGCGGGAGGAUUUCGAUACCGAGUUCGUUUGCCGAGUGCACAAUGAGAUGGCCAUGCUGUAUCAGGACUCGUUGGCUAACUUCAAUCUUGAACGGCUGAUAGCGAGUCGCAACGAUUUCGGAAGCACGUUGCUGCCUGACAGUACUAAUGACAAUCGCGUUUCCAACCGGGAGAAUAAUCGUGACCUGUGCAUGUUAUUCAUCGAUCGGCAACAGGUCGGAAGCGAGUCGGAUACCGUAAUCACCGAGAAUUCAGCAACGGAGUCCUGGGAAGACGCGCGUUCGAGCACCGCAGAUGUUCACACGACGAGGGCAACGAACGAUGAUCUGCCGCUUCAACUUAUUGUUAAUGUAUUACGGAACUUUGGCGCUGAAGUGUCGGAGGGAAGCAUACACGUUGCAUCAUCAAUCGAACAUCUGGAAGAACACGGAAAUGUAAGUAAUAGAAGUUCAGAUGAGAGUUUUGAAGCUAACAAGUAUGGUAUGUUCGAUGAUAAACGAGCUCUGAACAUGAGCAAUAAUUGUUCGGACGAUGAAGAUGUGUCAUCUAUUAAUUCCUCAGAUAUUCCUAAGUCACAGGAUGAAAAAUAUUUAAGUACAAUUGAUAUUAACGUUGAAAAAAAGAUAUACGAGAGAGAUACUUCUCUUGAAAAUAGUAAUAUAACUUUGCAAUUGCCGAAUUAUAAUAAUAAUGAUUACUUUGAAUUCGGCACAUUGACUAAUAUAACUGAGAAGAGCAGCUGCUCUCUUCAGAAUUCUUCACAAUUAUCUUUACCUGGUCCAUCAUUAUCUGAAUCAGCUAAUUAUUGUGCAUCAAGAUCGAAUGAUGAGGAGCUGCAAAAAUUGAUAGAGCUUCCUGGUAACGAAGUUACGUUAGAAAAUGAAGAAGAAACAAAGUUGAUAUUAAACAGAGCAAAUGGCAAUACAAUUUCACAAUUUCAGAGUGCUGAAACUUUACAAUUAAAAAUUAUAGAGCAAGGUAAUGAGGAAAGUCACGAUGAAACUAAUGAUGUGUAUGAAAUAGCAACUGAUUUUACGACAGAUCAGCUUUCCAAGAUAAAUUCAAAUGAAAAUCUAGUGCAGCAAAACGAUAGUUUCGAUUCCACGUACGAGAGAAAUAACGGCUCAGAAACUCCUGUUUCAUUAGAAGAUGGCAGUUUACUGGAAGAGUUUUCAAAUGAUACUGUGUCGCCGAGAACGGUCUCAAAUGCUUCUGUUAGAAUUUCUGCAUAAUUUUUUGAAGAGAAUAAUAAAAUUAAUUCACUUAUUUAUACACAUUCAAAUUCUGCAUGAUAUUUAUCACAUACAUUGAUAUUGUGACAUAAAAAAUAGUCUAUUUAAUAUAAUAAAUAAUUAUAAACAUCUGUUAUAUAUAAUGCAAGUGAAGAACAAAGAUAUUACAUUAUAAAAUUAUAAAUUUCGUUAAUUUGCAACUUUUUGUUAUUAUACAAAAGUUUUGAAGAUUGUUCUGCUUAUAUUUAAAGUACGAUAUUUUGCAUUUUUUAACGUAAAAACGUCUUUAUUAAAUUGUCUAAAUCAUUAUUUAUCACAUUUUAUAAUUGAUAAUAACGAAGAAUAUAAUAAAUACAUAAAAUUCUGAAAAGGCAGUUUUCUUGGAGAGUUCAAUGUGCGAUAGUUUUAAUGAUGGAGAUUUCAAUGCUGAAACUUUAAAAUAAAAUAAAAGAACUGUGUUAUAC
Messenger RNA from Ooceraea biroi (clonal raider ant), 4504 nucleotides. RefSeq lists its product as uncharacterized. NCBI's taxonomy places the organism in Eukaryota, Metazoa, Arthropoda, Insecta, Hymenoptera, Formicidae. The record is from RefSeq and is a predicted model, not a curated record.